Molecule: messenger RNA, 1477 nt
Organism: Oncorhynchus tshawytscha (Chinook salmon)
Lineage: Eukaryota; Metazoa; Chordata; Actinopteri; Salmoniformes; Salmonidae
Product: ribonuclease H1
Exons: 8
Coding region: 327-1232 (301 amino acids)
Biological process (GO): DNA replication, removal of RNA primer
Molecular function (GO): RNA-DNA hybrid ribonuclease activity; magnesium ion binding; nucleic acid binding
Source: RefSeq, a predicted model, not a curated record
AUAUCGUGAACUUUGAAGUAAUUAAUGUAAAUACCGAGUCCAAAAGUAAGAAUGUCAGCGUAGAUCAUGUUCAAAUGUAUAGCUAACUUGUAGAGUUGUGUGUUGACAUUACGGUCGUUAGGUAGUAGCUAGCAAAAUGUGUUUGCUUUGGGUUAGUGGUUUAGCAAGCUAGCCACUGUUUACAUACCUAUAUUUGUUUCCAAUGAUGGCUAGCUAAUAGUUGUCCUUGCAUUUUAACACAGCUAUUUAGUUUGUUCAACUUGUUCACAUUUCUGAAAUCAAGACUGACCGGUGCUUCCACUUUUAAAUAAUUGCUGGUGUAAGUGAUGUUCAGGUUACCCGUUCUUUAUAGUAUAAUACACAGGGCAGUCUGCAUUGGCACAGAGGAGAUGGUGAAAGGCAAAUUCUUCUACGCUGUGAGGAAAGGAUUAAACCCUGGAGUUUACCAAACUUGGGAUGAAUGUAAGAAACAAAUUGACAAGUUCCCACAUGCCAGCUACAAGAAGUUUGCUGCUGAAAAGGAUGCCUGGGCUUUUGUCAGAGGCAAAGCAACGUCGAUAACACCAGACGUGUCAGAGGGAACCAGCUAUGAGGCAACACUCCCACGAAGGGCCCCGGAGGCCCUUGAGUAUAUUCCCAUUGGUCAGAAGAGACACUAUAAUCACGUGGAGGAGGAGGAGAAGGAGGUGGUGUCCCCUGCCAAACGAGCUAAACCUUCCCAGGAGGCAUCUCAAGACAGCUGUGCAUCUUCAAAGAGCUCUGAUGGAUUCACCUACAUGGGUGAUGCAGUGGUGGUGUACACAGAUGGCUGCUGUUCAGGCAAUGGGAAGGCCGGAGCCCGAGCUGGGAUCGGGGUGUACUGGGGACGUGACCAUCCUCUGAAUGUAGCAGAACCGCUGGAUGGAAGACAGACCAACCAGAGGGCAGAAUUACAGGCAGCCUGUAAAGCCUUGGAGCAGGCCAAAGAGAUGGACAUCAAGAAGUUGGUGCUCUAUACAGACAGCAAGUUCACCAUUAAUGGCGUCACCAGCUGGGUGAAGAACUGGAAGCUGAACAACUGGAGGCUCAAAUCUGGUGGCCCUAUCAUCAACAGAGAGGACUUUGAAAAACUUGACAAGUUAAAUGAAGAGCUGAAGGUUGUAUGGUUGCACAUCCCAGGCCACGCUGGGUACCUAGGAAACGAGGAGGCUGACAGGCUGUCCAGAGAGGGGGCAGCAAAACGCUCACAUUAGCCCUACAAGAUAACAGCCCAAUAUGUCAUAUUUACUUAUCUUGUUUCUCGGUUAAAUUCUAUCAAAUUGGGAGUUCAAGAAUUAAUAAUUCAAGAUCGUUUUGUGUGUGUGGGGGGGGGCAUUUUAAUUUCCCAGGAUCAUUUUUUUGUCUUUUCUGUUGGGCUGCCAAGUUCUUUUCCAGAGAACAAUGUUCUGUUUCUAAGUUUGUUUGUUUUUAUUAAAUAAAGCAUCCUGUCUGAAAUAUG